Molecule: messenger RNA, 5285 nt
Organism: Mercenaria mercenaria
Lineage: Eukaryota; Metazoa; Mollusca; Bivalvia; Venerida; Veneridae
Product: E3 ubiquitin-protein ligase TRIM33-like
Exons: 3
Coding region: 388-1476 (362 amino acids)
Biological process (GO): protein ubiquitination
Molecular function (GO): ubiquitin-protein transferase activity; zinc ion binding
Source: RefSeq, a predicted model, not a curated record
GUGCAGUUGUAGUCACUUAUUUUAGGCCGAAUACCACUAUACUGUCAAAAAUAACUUAAACAGUCACAAAUGUUAAUUUGUACGCUACUUUCGUUUUCAAUGACGGAAAUAGUCCUCGCAUUUCUUUGCGUGACCGACAUCCAUACACGUGAUGUUGGCUUAGAAGACAAACGUAUUUUGACACAUCCUAGCUUAUUUUACAUCGUACCAGUUCAGCUUAUAGAGUUUAUUUAUAUUUCGCUGUCAUGUACUGAUAUCGAUUAUCAACGACCUUGUACUUUAGAAUGUGUAGUCAUAUUUAGGUUUAGCUAUUCUGCGUAUAAAGUGGAUUAAUGUGAAAAAUAAAGCCGUUUUAACACAUAUAAUUGAGGUGAAUUGCAGUUUUAAAUGGAAGUCGCCGGUAGAAAAUUAGAAGCUGAAGAAGACAAUCCAAGAGAUGAACGCGUGUUUUGUGAACCAUGUGAAGUUGAAAACACGAAAACACAAGCAAACGGAUCAUGUAGGGAAUGUAAAGAGUACAUGUGCACCACAUGCUUCCGGCAUCACCUGAAGGGUAAAAUGUGUAGAAAUCAUGUGCUACUGCCCAUAGGAAAGCUGUCUUCAAUGUCACUAGAUAGCAGUAAGGAAACCGUUGAAAAAUGUGAGAAGCACGACAAUGAACCAAUAAAAUUCUAUUGUCGUAAACAUGAUAUUGUAGGGUGUGGCGACUGUAUAGUGUUAGGGCAUGCAACUUGUAAACCAGAAUAUAUCAAAGAUCUAGCGAAAACAUUCAAAAAUGGAGACGAAUUCAAAAACCUAGUAAAAAAGCUGGACAUGCUGGAGGUAUACAGGACAGAAAAUGCUGGAACAAUUAAAAAGAAUAAGGAUGAUAUUAAAUUGAUGAAUGAGAAAGCCCUGAAAGAAAUUCGACAGUUCAGAUCAGAUAUAAAUAUCUAUCUGGACAAGGCAGAAGCAAAUAUCUUAUCUCAGGUAAAACAGAUAGCCGCGGAAAACACAGAAAUGCAGAGAAAGCUCGAACAAGACGUAAAGGGGUUGACAUCAGAACUUGAGGAAGUAAAACAAAAGUUAAACACACAGCUUCAUCAUGGACAUGUAUUGUUUAUCAAUGCAAUUAAGUGCAAGUCUAAACUCGGUGACAUUGAAAAGAUGAAUGCAAAAAUAAAGCAAGAACAUAGCGUGAAAAGGUUCGAGUUUAUUCGUGACGAGAAUAUCGCAGGGAUAUUAGAAGCUGCACACCAACUGGGGAAACUGAAGAUUGAUUCAUGUCUUGAUGAAAAAGUGAAACAAUCCGAUUUUGUUGUUGGGUUACGUGUUCGUCGGGGCCCUGAUUGGAAAUGGGAAAAUCAGGACAGAGGAGGACUAGGUACUGUGAUAGGAUUUAAUCGUAAUGGCUGGGCAAGAGUGACCUGGGAUAAAGGGGGAACUGAUAGUUACAGAAUCGGACAAGAAGAUGCCUUCGAUCUUGAAAUAGUUUAGAAACACCACAUGCAUAUAAAAACUACGUGCUUAAAACACGUAUUGUUCAUGAAAGAUGUUUUCCACAGUGACGUUGAAAAUGAUUCAUCAAAACCUGACUGUUUUAUAAGGAUUACGACAAAGUCAGAUUCACUGAAUUCCUACGGUAUAUUUUAUUUUCAUAAGAUAAUGGUUUUACUGAUUUUUGUUUAAUCUCACUUGCCUUAAAACUUUUUUUUUUAUAGAGCACCGGUUUAAAUAAUAAUUUCUCGCUUCGCAGCAGAAAGAAGUAGUAAUAGACAUUAUUUGUCUAUCCGAAUAUCAUUUCUUCCCAGUCUAUAUCCUGACCAUAUCAGAAAUUGUAUAAACUGGCAAACAUUUUACACAACGUUGGCUCCGUUUAACCCUGAUCAUGCUGGACUCGAAUGAUUCUGUUUUUGCGACCAGUGCAGAUUAUGAACAGUUUGCACAUCCGUGCAGUUUGAUCAUGACAUGCAACUGUUCGCCAUUCAGUCAGUAUCAUUUUGUUUUUUGCUAAGCACCCCUUUUAACAGUUAGUGGUACUGUCCAAAUUGAAAGAUGGUCAAGUUCAUUAUAGAAAUGUUAAACAAGUUAUAAAAUGUUAUAAGAAGUGAGUUGACGAUAUUUAUGUAAAUACGUCUGAACUUUUAUCAGCCUAUUCUUCAUUUUCUAGCAGACUGUUAAAAUGAUAUAUUUAUUCUGUGAUUACCUCACCAUUACCAGAUUAUAUUCUAAUAACCUGUAAUAAUGAUAAGAGGAAAAUGUGCAAGCAGGUUCAUAAAUUUGGUAUACAGUUCAGUACGAUAAAAUAUUUUGGGACGCAUCUAAUAAAGAUGAAUUUCUUAAUGCUCUUAAUUGUAAAGCGCAUUUAUUUGAUGAUGUAACGGAUAAGCUUCUGUCUGGAGAUUAUGAUAUAAAUGAAUGUAUAAAUUGCUUUUCAAAUCUCGUCCAUGGGGUAUCAUAUAACUGUUUCGGAAAAACUGAUACGAAUAAACCUAAACAACGAAAGAAAACUGUUUGGUUUAAUCAUGACUGUAGAAUUGCUAAAGGAGAUUUUUUAAAUGCUAAACGAAAGAUGUUGUUAGAAAAUUCUGAGGUUAAUCGAGUCACUUUUUUAACUUGCAGGUCCAAUUUUGCCAAAGCAGAGGGAAGAGCUAAAAAAUAUUUAUAGCAAGGAAAAAUAUAAACUAUCCAAACUUAGCAAACAAUCACCAAGAAAAUUUUGGAACUAUUUAAAUAAAUUUCGAAAAUUUAAAAAUAUGUCUACUGAUUUAAAUAUUGAUGACUUUGCAAAGCAUUUUUCUAAGUUCUAAUAGCAGGCCUGAUGAUUUAAAUAUUGAAUCGGAAUUUCAAAGUACACGUGAUAAUGUGUUAGAUGUUGAGCAGCUUGAUUGUGUUAUCAGUAUAGAAGAAAUUCACAAAACAAUCUCGUUGUUGAAAAGAAAUAAAAGUAGUGAUAUUGAAAAUAAUGUGGCUGAUUUUUUUAUCGAUGCGAAAUUUUUUAUAUCGCCUUAUUUGUGUACCAUAUUUAAUUAUAUAUUCGAUAGUGGUAGCUAUCCCGAUGCAUGGACAAAGGGAGUCAUUGUGCCUAUAGUUAAAAAAGGUGAUGUAAUUAAAUGAUUGUUCAAAUUAUAGAGGCAUUACCCUUGUGAAUGUCAUAGCAAAAAUAUUUCUUUAUUACUGAGAAAUAGAAUUAACAAAUGGUGUGAGAAUGAACAUGUUUUUAACGAUUCUCAGUUCGGUUUUCGAGAUGGUCACUCUACUUCUGAUGCAAUUUUUCUGUUACAUGCUGUCAUUCAAAAGGUUUUAUCUAAUAAUUCCAAGUUAUGGUGUAUAUUUGUAGAUUAUAAACGUGCUUUUGAUACUGUAAGCCGUGAGGCAUUAUGGGAGAAACUUAUUAAAUCAGGUAUAAGUUGCAAGAUGAUUAGAAUGAUUAAGUCAAUAUAUAACAAUGUUCAGUCAUGUGUACGUAUGUCAAGCUCUAUGAAAAUGUCAGAGUUUUUCAAUGUCACUAUCGGCUUAAAGCAAGGAGAACCCUUGUCACCGAUAAUGUUUAUUCUUUUUGUUAAUGAUAUAGUUGAUAAUAUUGAUAUGAAUUCUUUGACUGAGAAUGACUUAGACUUAUUGUCAGAAUAUCUUAUUUUAUUUGCAGACGAUAUUGUUUUAUUCACCACAGAUCCAAAGAGUCUGCAAGCACAAAUUGACAGUCUAUGGCACUAUUCUGUUAAAUGGGGCUUAGAAAUUAAAAUAGAUAAGACUAAAAUCUGUAUUUUUGAGAAACGAAAAUGCAAUGAUAACUUAGAAUUUUUCAUAAAUGAUAAAAAAGUUGAAAUUGUUGACAGUUUUAUUUAUUUAGGAAUUAAAUUUACACGUACAGGAAUUUUCAGAGAUGCUGUUAAGCUUCUUCAUGAUCAAGCUCUUAGAGCUUAUUUUAAUCUUCUAUCCUUAUUUGAUCGUGUGGAUAUGGAUGUUAAUACAAAAUUGUCUUUAUUUAAUUCAAUGGUCCUACCUAUUUUACUAUAUGGCGCAGAAGUUUGGGGUGUCUACAAGUUAAAAGAAAUUGACAAGUUACAUGUUCGGUUUUGUAAAUACCUUCCAGACCCCAAAUUAUGCGGUGUAUGGUGAAUUAGGGGUACUACCUUUGUCUGUUGUUUGUAAAAUAAGAGCAAUGAAAUUUUGGUUAAAGAUCAUGAAGGACCCUAAUACUGCUUUAUAUGAUAUUUAUCUUGACCAGUGUAGAACUAUUAACGGUAUUUGCUGGUCAAAUCAAAUUAACUCUAUUAUAGAUCACCUUGGUUACACGGAUAUACGCAUGAACUUUGAUAAUAAUGUGAACCGUAUUUCCCGUUGUUGAAAAACAGAUUAUAUGAUCAAUUCAUUCAAGAGUGGAGUGAAUCUAUAAAUGCUAUGCCUAAAUUGGACAGUUACUGUAAAUAUAAAACGUCAUUCUGUUUUGAGGAUUAUAUUGUGAAAUUAAAAAAUACUGAUUUACGAAAAUUGUUUACUUGCAUGAGAUUAAGUUCUCAUAAGCUUGAAAUUGAGAUUGGUAGAUAUAAUAAUAUAGAUAGAAGUAACAGACUAUGUAAGAUUUGUAACCAAAAUGUUGUGGAGUCAGACUAUCAUUUCAUUCUUUGUUGUAGUAAAUAUACUGAUAUUAGAAAAAAGCACCUUGGUAAUACACAAUGGCCCACUGUCCAAAAAUUUAAUAAUUUAAUGUCUUCAAAAAAUGCGAAGGUGCUUGUUAAGCUUGCUAAGUUUAUUAAAGAAGCCACGCAAUAUAGAAUUGAUACACUUAAAAACAAUACUACAUAAUGUAACGUAGAUUAUUGUAUAUGUUUUGUUUGUUUAGAUGUUUUCUAACAUUUUUGUUUUUCUUCUGUAAUUUAUAUGUUUGUUUAUUGUAUGCAUACACUUUUACUUUUUUGAACUGUAUAUGUAUACAUGUAUUUGUAUCAAUUGUUAAUAUGCCAUGUUCCUCUUAUAUUUGUUAAUGGCCAAAGGCAUGUGUAAUGCCGAAUUUUCCGAAUAAACCUUGAACCUUGAAUUCAUCUCACGAAUGUCGAGCUGAUUUUCAGCUUAUAUUGGAUGAGUAAACAAUAAAUGCCUUGUAACAGUAAGCUUUAAACACUUUUAAACACAAAGUUUUUAUGGUCAGCUUUGAUGUUCGACUGUUCGUCUAGCACUGGUUUGAUGACACUUUGAUUUCCACAUUUUUGAAGCAGCGGGCACAUCCACAUUGUAUAGGUAUAAUAAUUUAAAUGACAAAGCUCAUUUUUUCAGUUCUUUGUCUUUGAUAGUACAGAUACUAA